CGUGAGCUGGCCACACGCCCCCGCCUGUUCACCCUCCGGAUCCUCGCCACGUGGAUCCGAUCCGACGGCCUCCUCGAUGCCCCAUCCGUCCGGAACUCUUUGGCUCCCCGUGCUCCUCCUCACCUGCUAUAAAACGACAAAAGACGAGCAGCGUUGUCCAACUGCGAUCGCGCCUCCUCGCUCAUCAUCUCCAUUUCCUUCUCCAUCUCGUCCGCUGUGUUUUUCUCUCUUCCUUCUCUCUCUCUCUCUAUCUCUCUAUCUCUCGAUCUCGAUCGACCGGAGAUGAUGUCGUCCAGCCUCGUUUCGGCUUUCUCUCCAUCGCCGAGCGAUAAGCUUUCGUCCAUGUCCAUGGCGAGCUCAUUUGCGCCUCCUCUGAGCUUUCCUCCGUCGAGUUCGAGAGGGAAGAACGUCCCUGCGGCGAGGGUGCGGGCCUCCGCGGAAGGCGGUGGUCCGGUUCUCACGGGCAUCGUCUUCGAGCCUUUCCAGGAGGUCAAGAGAGAAGAUCUUGCCGUCCCACUAUCGCCUUAUCUCUCCCUCGCACGUCAAUGCUAUGCCGAGGACUGCGAAGCCGCGAUCAACGAGCAGAUCAACGUGGAGUACACGGUGUCGUACGUUUACCAUGCCAUGUACGCGUAUUUUGACCGGGACAACGUCGCUCUCAAGGGCCUUGCCAAAUUUUAUAAGGAGUCGAGUGAAGAGGAAAGAGAGCAUGCUGAGAAGUUGAUGGAGUAUCAGAACAAACGUGGAGGGAAAGUGAAACUGCACUCCAUCUUGAUGCCGCCUUCGGAGUUCGAACAUGUCGAGAAAGGAGAUGCUCUUUACUCCAUGGAACUAGCUUUAUCUCUGGAGAAGUUAACAAACGAGAAGCUUCUGAGCCUGCACAGGGUUGCAGCACAAAACAAUGACCCGCAGCUGACCGAUUUUAUAGAAAGCGAGUUCUUGUAUGAGCAGGUCGAAGCAAUCAAGAAGAUUGCAGAUUUCGUCACGCAGCUGAGGAUGGUUGGAAAAGGCCAUGGUGUAUGGCAUUUCGAUCAGAUGCUGCUCCAUGAGGGCGAUGCUGCUGCUCCAUGAGGGCGAUGCUGCUUAAUGUCGCAAUUGGGGUGGACGAAUCUAAUCUUUUCCCGUUAGCAGAUUGAACAAAUCACCACCACGGGAAAGAUUUCAAGAGUUUGUGUUCUUAGAUAGUUGGGAUGCUCUCCAGACAAACUGCCGUUUCCUCACUCUAUUUUGUACAGUUUACUGAAAGCCUGGGGAUAGAAAUUUAGUCAUCGAAAGCUGCUUACCAAACGUGUCAACUUCCCUUUCCGUUCCCUCAAUAAAAUGAAUCAAGGCUGGUGCGCCGUACCUGCCAUCUUUUCUGUCUC
Messenger RNA from Eucalyptus grandis, 1364 nucleotides. RefSeq names its product ferritin-1, chloroplastic-like. Gene Ontology annotation, cellular component: cytoplasm. Gene Ontology annotation, biological process: iron ion transport; intracellular iron ion homeostasis. Gene Ontology annotation, molecular function: ferric iron binding; ferrous iron binding. NCBI's taxonomy places the organism in Eukaryota, Viridiplantae, Streptophyta, Magnoliopsida, Myrtales, Myrtaceae. The record is from RefSeq and is a predicted model, not a curated record. Bases 283 to 1071 code for a protein of 262 amino acids. The transcript is spliced from 8 exons.